CACAACCAUAUCAUGAUAUUGAUCAAUAUCAGAUUAUUGUAACCAGCACCACGAAGCCAAGGAUAUUUAUUCCCUGUUCCUUCAAAGCUUACGGGAAUAGCCGAUAGGUUAGCUUCGCUGCUCUUAUCGCGAUAACAAUACCGAGCGACCACAACUCCCACUGGUCAAACGCCUCUCAUCUCAGUAUAACAGUGCGAUACUUUAGUUGCGCGAAAGACUAUCAACAGUUUCAUUGCAAAUUUAAACGGUUUAUUCGUCCUACGCGACGACAUUCAGAGACACUCGGAUAUUGACCAAGGGACUCGGAGAGGGACUCGGAGAGGGAAUAGACGAGAAGAAGAAGGAGAGGGUCGUGGGCUUGCUUGUCAUCGCCAACAGGAUCCUCAUCCUUUGUCGGUCGUAUGUGCGGCGUUAUUUCGAGAUUGGCAUUGAGUGUCAAGCUCGGCUGGUUGAUGUGGUGAGUACUUGAUAGAUUUAUAGUGGAUGUUCUCGGCUUUCAUAAUUCACAUGUACUGGGUGUUUGUACGAGAAUGGGGUUGUUAAUACAAUAAAUAUUAGAUCUCAUGAAAUACAACUCACCACGCUUCGACCUCGAGAAUUACUUGGAAAUUUGAGACGACGACAUUCUGCCAUUCUUCCUACCUGCAUAGCGAAGAUCGGUCUUUGUGGAUGGAGUUAGGAGGAGUUUAUGCGAAGGUCUUAUUGCAUCGGACAUUACUCCCGUUCUCCUACUUUUCGCUACGGUCUUAGAAUCCGCAAUUUUAACGACACAUUUAUUCACAAAUAAUACAAUAUCUGAAGGUAUAUACGAUCCCGGGCUAAUAUAAAACUACUUUCCGCACUGUCGUCUUACUCGCCCUGAUCAACAGCUUUGUCAAGGUCCGGCGAAGAUGGAUGAGCAGUGGGAUCCUUCUGUAGGGGGCCGUUCCAAUCUCUCCGGUCCUCCCACAUCAGGGACUCAACCAAUCAAGAGUCCCAGUCGUUUUCCGCGUUCUCACUUCUAUACGGAAGGUAGUGACUCAGGCGAGGACUCGCACAUGUUAGGAUUUAUGGGCCCUUCUUCUUCCGAAGAUAACUUCAAUAGUCAGGUAAUGGUUGAGCCGGGCGAGGAAUCUGAGGCCGGAAUUGCAUCACGAGUGAACUUAAGGAGCAGUCGACAGACUGAAAUAGAAGGAGAUGCAGAAGCAUCAGAACUGACUAUGGAUGACCAGGCAACCGUUCAAAUGACUCGAGGAAGUCAUGGUUCCAAUUCCAGUGAGGGGGCUUCGGUUAGCAGUGUUAGACAAAGACAAAACUCGAGUCGUGGAAAAGCCCCUGUAAGGGAAAACAGCUCAGGUCACAGUAUUUCCACCGUUGGCUAUCAAGCAGACAUGUCAACCACGCUGGAUAGAGUUCUAAGCUCGGCUAGCUCUUCUCGGCGUAACACUGCGUCAUCUAGGUUUGAUCGCAGACCUUCAUAUCAAUCAUCAUCAUCGAGGCGACCCUCAACUCAAUCUUUCCCGAGCAGACGUACAUCAUCCUCCACAAAUUCUCUCGCAGAGCAGCCGACAAGAAGCUCAGCUAGUCCUGCGAGUUCAUCUUCAGAUGAUGAGGGCACACGCACUAUAUCCCGGUCCUCCUCAGGUGUUACACAGCGACAGACGCGAGAUCGAGAACCUAUACGGAGCGAGGUCAUAGUCCCCAGGUGGCAACCGGAUUCGGAGGUUACCCAAUGUCCUAUUUGCCAUACUUCGUUUGGCUGGCUAAACAGGAAGCAUCACUGUCGGUAUGUGAAUUAAACUCUUACUACAUUGGCUAGGCCCCUUUCUGAUUCACCAUAUUAAUUUGUUUAGAAAAUGCGGCCGUGUGGUCUGCAAUUCUUGUUCCCCGCACCGGAUCACAAUUCCCUAUCAGUACAUCGUGCAACCUCCAGAUCAUCCCGCUCCAUACAAUUCUGUCGCUUAUAAUCGCCUUCACGAUCCACAGGGUGAAGGACGCACGAAUACUUUAGAGUUUGGUGGAGGAGAUAGAGUUCGCCUGUGUAACCCUUGUGUACCGGAUCCUAAUGUAGCUCCUCCUCAAACUAACCAGACCGGCUCUGUUACGGAGCCUCGACCCAACCUUGGCUAUCACGGUCGAACACAAAGUUCUACUGUUCCCAGCUUUGUGUUCGACCGUGAUAGCCAAGGGUUUCGACUUGUGGACCAUCGAUCACAUACCGUCCGUGAGCAUAGUAGUCGGUACUCGUCGGCUGGGAUGAAUCCUAAUCGUAGAACAGCAGAAGAAUUUCAGAAUUGGUACAGGGAGCAAGCAGCUUUGAGCUCCGGACAAACUACACGUUCGAGAAGCUCAACAGUUACUGGAACGGGGCGAGAUACAACCGAAGAUAUGGUAAGUCGUCAAUCGGCCAUGACUCAAGAUGUAGUUGCUAAAGCUUUAUCACAGUUUACCUUCCUGAGAAAUGUUCGAGGCCCUUCUCCCAGUGUUCAAAGCCCGCCAAACGCUUCUGUACCAACCGCAGGCAGGCGAUACGUCGUGUCAGGCGAAGAUUUACGUUCUCGUCCUCUACCGCGACCACCUCAAAUACAGGAGGAAGAUGAAUGCCCUAUUUGUCACCAUGAACUGCCUUCUACCUCCCUCGCUAAUUCUGAAACUCUCCGAUCUGAACAUAUAAUUUCUUGUAUUAAUCGCGCCACAUCUAGACUCUCUACUGGUACUCCGAGUUCAACACCUACUCCACCAAUCCCAUCAACUACACGUCCGGCGCUACCCAUCACCCAAACAUCAGCGCAAUCGAGCUCCUCUCGCGUCUCUGCCUCUUCCACAUCAGCUUUACCUCAUCCUCUUGUAUCAACUCCAUCGAGCGGUCCCUCUCAACCUCGACGCACAGGAGUAUUUCCAUAUGUUGCCACGGAAAAAGAUUGCCAAGACGAUGCCGAAUGCCAAAUAUGUCUGGAAGAAUACGAACCGGGGGUCGAAAUGGGACGUUUGGAAUGCUUUUGUAGAUUUCAUUUAAGUUGUAUAAGAAAGUGGUUUGAGAAACACCCAGGAAGAUGUCCGAUGCAUCAGCAUGAUGAGUAUGGAUAUUGAGGAGAUUUUCAGGUGCAAUUUUUUUCUCUCUGUGGAGAUUCUAGCAAAGCUGUUGAGCGGACCAAAUGCUGAGAUCUAAGAUGGAGUCCAAGAUUAUGCUAUGAUAGGAAAGGAAAGGGAGGUCAGGGUGAUAACUCUACUCAUAUUACUCAUAUUACUCAUAUUACCCAUGAGACAUUCGAGAGAUGCAAGUCCUCUCUCUAAAGGUGUUAAGAUAUUUAUUUCAUAAGAUAUUAUAUUAUCUAUCAUAUAGCAAGCAUAGCAAGCAUAGCAUGCAUAACCAGAAUCUAACAUGGAUGGUAUUCAUUCAUUGCAUUGACGAAACGAUUUUUAUAUAUAUUGGGAAGGGUAAGGUGUUUAUAGGAUGGCAUGGAUAGGGAUAUGGACAGGGAUAUGGAUAAGGCUAGGGAUACCAAUACUGACGGGUACAGACAGUAUCAUUCAUGAUCGGUCUUGUUGUAUUUCACAUGGUGUAGAUACCUAUCUAGUAUAGCCUAGUAUAGUGGAUAUAUAGAGGAGAGAAAA
Molecule: messenger RNA, 3594 nt
Organism: Sclerotinia trifoliorum
Lineage: Eukaryota; Fungi; Ascomycota; Leotiomycetes; Helotiales; Sclerotiniaceae
Source: the annotation of a GenBank genome assembly